CUGUUGAAAUAUUGUUCUUCCUUGUCGUCCUGUGUCUGUAUGUUCUGAUCAUUGGUUCUAACAUCCUGCUGAUUGUGGUAAUCUGUGUGAACAGGAGCCUACAUGAACCCAUGUACAUGUUUCUGUGCAGCCUAUUUGUGAAUGAGCUGUAUGGCAGCACAGCCUUGUUUCCCCUCCUGCUAGUUCAGAUACUCUCCAAUGUUCACACUAUUGCUGCUCCUCUCUGUUUCCUGCAGAUCUUCUGUAUCCACAGCUAUGCAACUGUGGAGUUCUUCAUCUUAGCUGUCAUGUCCUAUGACCGUUAUGUGGCUAUCUGCUACCCGCUGCGAUAUAAGGCAGUGAUGAGAGCGAAGAGGAUCUCUGUUCUUACUUCAGCUUCAUGGUUUGCUGCCUUUCUCCUGGUCAUAAUAACAACAUCUUUAAGUUUCUCUCUACAGCUUUGUGCAAGCAUCAUAAACAAAGUUUACUGCAACAACUACUCUAUAGUUAAACUGGCUUGCUCUGAUACCACAGUGAAUAACAUUUAUGGCCUUAUCAGCACUGCUCUCAGCGUUUUUCUUCCAGUAUGUUUGAUUCUCUACACCUACAUGAGGAUUUUGAAGGUAUGUUUUUCUGGGUCCAAACAGACCCGACAGAAAGCAGUCGGCACCUGCACCCCUCACCUGGCCUCUAUCAUUAACUUCUGCGUUGGAUGUGUGUUUGAAAUAAUCCAGAGCAGGUUCAACAUGAGCAGCGUUCCCCGGGUGCUUCAAAUACUGUUAUCUCUGUACUUUCUGACGUGUCCUCCGCUCUUUAACCCUGUGAUGUAUGGCCUGAAC
Messenger RNA from Cyprinodon variegatus (sheepshead minnow), 818 nucleotides. RefSeq names its product olfactory receptor 10J4-like. Gene Ontology annotation, biological process: G protein-coupled receptor signaling pathway. Gene Ontology annotation, cellular component: membrane. Gene Ontology annotation, molecular function: G protein-coupled receptor activity; olfactory receptor activity. NCBI's taxonomy places the organism in Eukaryota, Metazoa, Chordata, Actinopteri, Cyprinodontiformes, Cyprinodontidae. The record is from RefSeq and is a predicted model, not a curated record.